Molecule: messenger RNA, 1082 nt
Organism: Guillardia theta CCMP2712
Lineage: Eukaryota; Cryptophyceae; Pyrenomonadales; Geminigeraceae
Exons: 1
Coding region: 61-807 (248 amino acids)
Source: RefSeq, a predicted model, not a curated record
CUUCAGUGGCUCAAGCGCCAUGUCCCCAUGGUCCUAGUCUGAAGGUCUGGUCCUUUGAAGAUGAUCUACAAGUCGUUCGGCUCACUUCCCGCAUAUGGCGAGUCGUCCAUUGCCCUGCUGUCGAAUGUUCAUGCGAUGAAGCUGCGAGGAGGAAACUCGACGAGCAGCUCGCUGAGGGCAGAGGCUAUCACCUUCUUCACCUCCGAGAGGACUCCUGCUGCCCUCGUUGCCGGCAUGGCGCUCUCCAUGCUUUUCUCCAUGCCCCUCAAGCAAGACGAGGGUCACCUGCGAAGCUUUGCGAAGCGCGUCUACGUGGCUCUGAGCUGCUCCUCCUUGUGCCACGAGAUGGUCUCGGUCUUCGCUAGCUCGCUGGCUAUCGUGCAGAUUCUCAAGGAGAGGAGAGACUUCGCCGCUGAUUGCCCCAUGACGAUGAUGAUGCAGGAGUACCCCCUCUACUUCCUCGCUGUCCGCACGCACUUCAUCUCCGGGCUGCUCUGCUUUGUUGGGUCGAUCGCCGUGAGGAUGUGGAUCGAGUACUCGACAGGGUGCAACAAGUUUGCGAAGGCGAUGACGUACCUGCUGGGAUCAACCAUGGUGUUCAUGCUCAGCCUCUUCAACACCUCUCUCCUCUGCUCUGAGUCCCUCGGAAGCAUGUGGGUCAAGUACGCGACGGCGAUGGUGAGAGCCACCAAGCACAGAGUGGGUCCGAACAUCUUCCUCGCGGUCCUGCUGGGCGUCAUGUGUCUCAAGGAGAUGGCCGCGUGCAUGGGACUUGCAGGAAGGCAGAUGUGGCAGGAGGGAACUUGAGCUGAGAUACGCGAGGAGGAGGGAGAGGGAUGAGAUACGCGAGGAGGAGGGAGAGGGAUGAGAUACGCGAGGAGGAGGGAGAGGGAGGAGAGAAAGAGGAGAGAUCUCUGCGUUUUUCUUGCUCCAAGAAGGAGGGGGAAUUAUUGUUUGGACGUGAGAUGAAAGGCCAAUGAUGGCGCGCACUCGACUUCAAUGCAAGAAUGGUACUUAAUAUCAUCGACUCAACCACAUCAGUGAGACAGUACCUGGAAGAUUAAAAUCCGAAGAUUGUCAGG